Messenger RNA from Protomyces lactucae-debilis, 1214 nucleotides. RefSeq lists its product as uncharacterized. The transcript is spliced from 2 exons. The record is from RefSeq and is a predicted model, not a curated record. Bases 153 to 1181 code for a protein of 342 amino acids. Gene Ontology annotation, molecular function: transcription coregulator activity. Gene Ontology annotation, cellular component: Z disc; nucleus. NCBI's taxonomy places the organism in Eukaryota, Fungi, Ascomycota, Taphrinomycetes, Taphrinales, Protomycetaceae.
GCAUCACGCACUGUUCGUAAAGUCAUCGCUCAUCCUGUGGUAUGCAUACUGGACCCAUAGCUGCUUCAUAGCUGUGAAUGCAAAUACGUAGAAAAUAAAUUCGGCCAAACUCAGGAGUUUCAACUGCAAGAUCGACCUUCACCAACUCUACAAUGAAUCAAGAGCAUCGCAAUAAGCUUGAGGCUCUCGAGCGAACAAAUCAAGAGAUAUUCGAGCUGACUGGCACGAGAUUACCAAGGUUCCGCAUUUCAACAGAUGUCAAGAUCACUGAAGAAGGCCCAAGCUUGCCAUCUACUGAGCAAAGCAGGCGGCCUCUUCCCAAAGUUCCUCAAAAGCCAAGCAUGCUUGCUCUUUCUCAAAAUAUGACUAAAAGCAAGAUACUUCCUCCAACGCCGCUGUCUAAGCCCAAGUCUCAAGCUCCAGUCCCAGGGCCCAAACCUACGCAUGGGACCAGAUCACUGCCCCAAGUGCCUCAAGUGCCUCAGAAUACGUUUAUACCCGCUGAUACUUCCAGUAACCCGCCUGGCGCUGGAAGGACCACCAUCAAGUUGCCACGCUUCAAUCUGGAGCAGACACAUGAAGCCCUCAAUGUGACAGUGCCCAGAUGCGCACGUUGUGGCGAGACACUGGACUCUCAAGGGGGACUGAGUACAGGUCAACGGAGCUUCCAUGUUGACUGUUUCCGAUGCUACGAAUGUCACCAGCCUUUAGAAAACCUCGAGUUUUACGCAAUGCCACAUAAAAGUGGCACGAUUGAAGUAUGCUUCGAUUGUCACACAGCAUCCUUCCCAGACUGUCACAGUUGCCAAAGCAAAAUUGUGACCAAUCAGUACAUCGAGGCACUAGGGCACUUCUAUCAUGUCGAACACUUUAGAUGCGCUGGAUGUUCAAAGGUAUUGACCACUGUCAACGGCGAGAUUGCCUAUCUUGAACGAGAUGGCCUGCCUUGGCACAGAUCAUGCUGGCAGCCGGCAAUUCGCAUCAAGUGUCGACGAUGCAACAAGCCUGUCGACGACCAGGAUCAAACCAUCAUCCAAUUUGGCGAGAGCCAAUUUCACGAAAGCUGCUUCCGUUGUGCCCACUGCAAAGGAACACUCCAAGACGGGUUGCACUGGUCGACUGAACGAGAAGGCAUUUGUAGGGGCUGCAAAAGUAUACAGGUGAAGCAGCAAUUUGUCUAGCUAUAGCCUAGCAUUAAAUAUCCUCUUUCCCCG